AUGAAAUAAAAACUUUAUAAAUGGAUCACUCUUGACGACAUAGAACAAGGAGAUAUUUCCAUUUAUCUUUAAUUAUAUCAAUAAUAACCUAAAAAUUAUGGAGAAUGGUAAACUAUUUAAGGUACUGAUAUCUUGACAAAGAAUAAGAAACAAAUUGAACUAUCAUAUCAUUAGCCUAUUGUAAAUAAUUCAAUUUAUUCAAUUAUUGGAGUAGCAUAUUAUGAUGAUAAAGAUAAUUGUUUAAAAAUUAUAAUAGAACAUUUAAAUGAAUUAUUUGACUUUGACAUUGAAUUGCAUCAAUAUACAUAUGAAUAAAUACAAAAAUUAACUAAAUAAUAAUGA
This is a messenger RNA of Paramecium primaurelia, 342 nucleotides long. Lineage: Eukaryota; Ciliophora; Oligohymenophorea; Peniculida; Parameciidae. The record is from the annotation of a GenBank genome assembly.